Acomys russatus (golden spiny mouse) is the source of this 1524-nucleotide messenger RNA. It is a transcript of the gene Cptp, whose product is annotated as ceramide-1-phosphate transfer protein. Gene Ontology annotation, biological process: ceramide transport; intermembrane lipid transfer. The record is from RefSeq and is a predicted model, not a curated record. Gene Ontology annotation, molecular function: ceramide 1-phosphate binding; ceramide 1-phosphate transfer activity. Lineage: Eukaryota; Metazoa; Chordata; Mammalia; Rodentia; Muridae. The transcript has 2 exons. The coding region runs from base 351 to 1001 and encodes 216 amino acids. Gene Ontology annotation, cellular component: cytosol; membrane; cytoplasm.
GGGCGCAGCAGGAAGAGGAGAACCAGAAAAACAAGAAACAAUAACAGAUGCAGACAGGGCAGUCGUAAGUCUUAGGUCAGGAACAGAUGAUUAGCCCGAAGGGCAAGGAACAGCUAUGUCAAGGUCUGUGAGUACAGAGUCCAUCAAGGGCACAGCAAGGUCAGUCGGUUUGUAGUUCCUGGUGAGGGCAUUGGGGUAAAUGGAGCUUCACGGUGACUCUGAGCUGUCGGCUUUAGCACCCCACUGUUUCUUUCCAACCUUUCUCCCAGUCCCUUCCUGAGAAAAUGAAGAGCUGACCCAGCACAGUGACAACAAGUUCUGUGUGAAACCACUUCAGCUCACGUUGGAAGAUGGAUGGCUCAGAGACGGAUUUCAACCUUAAAGUCGUUCUGGUCAGCUUCAAGCAGUGUCUCUCAGAGGAGGGAGAGGUGCUGCUGGACCACUAUAUCGCCAGCUGGAAGGGGCUAGUCAGGUUUCUGAACAGCCUGGGUGCCGUCUUUUCAUUCAUUUCCAAGGAUGUGGUCUCAAAGCUGCAGAUAAUGGAGCAGCUGAGGAACAGCCCACAGAGUGAACACUACACUAGCUUGCAGUCCAUGGUAGCCUAUGAGGUGGGCAACAAGCUGAUAGACAUAGACCGCCGCUCCCGUUCCCGUUACCCUAACUCAGGCUGCCGGACUGUGCUGCGCCUGCAUCGUGCUCUGCACUGGCUGCAGUUAUUCCUGGAAGGCCUGCGUACCAGCCCUGAGGAUGCCCGUACCUCCACACUCUGCAGUGACGCCUACAAUGAUACACUGGCUGCCUAUCACCCCUGGAUCAUACGUCAAGCCGUCACUGUGGCCUUCUGUGCCUUGCCUACACGCAAGGUGUUCCUUGAGGUCAUGAAUGUGGGGUCCUCUGAGCAAGCUGUGGAGAUGCUGGGAGAGGCACUGCCCUUCAUUGAAAAUGUGUAUGACAUCUCCCAGAAGCUCUAUGCUGAUCACUCCCUGUUAGACCUGCCCUAGUGGUGGUGACCAUACUGUUUGGCCUCCCCUGCUCAGAACUGGGUUUGAGUAACCCUGGGACUACUCCCACAGCAGUGUUUUCUGGAUGCUUCUGUCACCCCUGAAAGCUGAACUUAUUGAGAGCCUCAGUCUGUGAAAAGAACUGUGGUGGGCAGAUGAGCCGAGAGAGGUGGGUGCUAGUCAUCCACUUGGUCCAGGGCGAGACAAUUGAACUUCAGUUUUGCCCUUCACUUCAGUUAUGUGUGUGUUCAGUAGGCCUUAUUGAAGUUCAGAUGACACAUUGAGAAGAUGGGGGAGAGGGUCAAGCAUCUGCAACAACCCAAGGUUGCUCUACCUUCUGUGUGGAAUCUGCAAUGGUAUAAGGGCACAGGGCCCUGGAUCUGACAUUCUGUCUUCCCCACAGCCAACAUGCCCAGCCAGUGUAUACCCUCUUGUUCUCUCCGGCCUGAGACAUGGCAUUGGUGCCAAGCAAACACCCCCGGGGCCUACAUGCUUGGGGCCCCUUCAUUUUCCAAAAGUUGUA